Messenger RNA from Cuscuta campestris, 1470 nucleotides. The record is from the annotation of a GenBank genome assembly. Lineage: Eukaryota; Viridiplantae; Streptophyta; Magnoliopsida; Solanales; Convolvulaceae.
CGCCCACACCAAAGAAUAAAUACGAAAAGAAGAAGUGAAGAACGAUUUAGUGAGAAAAAGACCUAUUUUGUGAUUUGCUGCACCAGGAAAAACACAAACGAAGAGAAGACGAAGCUCAACCCUAGGCACCAUUUAUCUCUUUUGUCGCUCUCUCAGCAUUUGAGAUGAUGGCAUUGAAAGAGCACCGACCCUUUCCAGAAAUACCCUCUGCCCUGUUGUGUGAAAUUCUGGGUAGGCUUCCGAUUAAGACGUGUUUAACUUGUAAGCUUGUUUGCAAAGAAUGGUAUCAUGCCAUCGCCAGUCCCGAGUUCUCUUCUUUCCUCUGCCGUUUUAUGGCCCCCCAACUUAAUGUCUUGUUUUGUUGUUACUCGGGCGCUACUGUGAGAUCUACUUUCAAUUUGAUUGGGCUUGAAAAGGGUUCGAAUGCCGAUGAUUCAGGUAAUUGUAUUGUGGGUGCUGAUGAUCGGAUUAGGUUUAAGCCGAAAUUCGACAUCUCGAGUGAGAUUUUGUAUGUGUGCUAUCGUGGCAAUGGAGUCGUUUUAUUGGUAUGUACAAAGGACGACUACUUCGUAUGCAAUUUGCUCGCGGGCCAGUGGAUGAAGUUGCAAAAUCUGCAUCAAGUAAGGGACCAAUCUUAUGAUGUUUCUCGUUGUGAGCUGGGGUGUUGCCCGGUGUCGGGCCAAUUCAAGGUUCUUGUUCUGCUUUGGGAUGUGGAGAGGAAGAUCCAACUAGCAAAGAUCCAGACUUUGGGUGAUGGUGAAUGGAGGAGUGUGGGCAAUUCACCCUUGAAGAUUGUGAGGGGUGGAUGUUUUCUGAACGGGUCUAGUCAUUGGCGCGAUGACAAGUCUAUAUGGUCCUUUCAUUUUGGGGAAGAACGGUUCUCGCCAACCCCAAUCCCAUUUCCCGAUGAUGUCAUCAGUGAGGCCUACAAGAAGAAGAGUAAAAUUUUGUGUGUUUUCGACUAUUGUCUAUGUUUGAGAUGUUCCUCGUGCGUUGUUGGUGAUGAGAUUGACGUAUGGAUAAUGAAGGAGUAUGGUGUGAAAGAAUCUUGGGUGAGGCAAUUUGUCAUAGUGAAUGAUCCAUGGAGUGUGCCUCUAAUGCAUAUGGAUAAGGGAAAGAUACUUGUGGAGAGUGGAAACAAAUUAUAUUUAUAUGAUCCACAAACUCGGGUUUCUAAGACGAUGAACUUUGAUGGGCUUUCUGGGUGAUGGGUUCCGCCCGUGGCACUUGAUGCAAGUUUCUUGAGGUUUAAAAAUCUUAUCAAAUUAUUAUGUUACUCUUUGCCUAGUUUUUAUUUAUUUAUCUGUUGGCUUAAUUGUGUUAGAGUUUGUUUGAGCUAACCUUAUGGUAUAACUGCCUACCUUCUCAUUUGAGCAAAAUAAAGUUUCUUUUUUUACAGAACCAAUGUUUUGAUCUCUUAAUUUAGCACUAAAAGUGUGUAUUUUUACUAAUUAAAAGACUUUGCAUUUU